This is a messenger RNA of Oncorhynchus mykiss (rainbow trout), 2874 nucleotides long. NCBI's taxonomy places the organism in Eukaryota, Metazoa, Chordata, Actinopteri, Salmoniformes, Salmonidae. The record is from RefSeq and is a predicted model, not a curated record.
UAGGACGUAACACAGGGAUGAGGAGAAAACAAUCAUUUGGAUCCUACACAACACGUUGUUGUACCUAAAUAAUUCCACAAGAGGGCGACAUAUAAACAUUUCUUAAAACCAAUUAACCUCUACUGCCUUCAGUCCAUGACGUCCCCGACUAACUAAAAGUCUGCGUCUGCAAAAAUGCUCUUUUAUCAUAACUCGACAUGAAAGUAGCAAAGCCAAAACAGUCAAUGACAUGCUUUUCGGGAUAUACAUUUAGCUAUGGUGGAAGAAAAGGUAAGUGAAAUAUAGGGGAAGGUAGAACAUGUUUUACAGUAAGUUUAAAGUUGUUAUCACCAAUUUAGCUCUGAUAGGCCUUUGGCAAUCCAAGCUUUUGGGAUCGUACUCAAGGCUACUUGGUUUAGGCCUGGCUAUAGCCUAGGGAUACAGUCCAAUAAUAUCUCCUUCUCCUGAAGUGUACACUCGUUCGCUUCUUCCUACAAAUCUAAAAUCAUUGGAUUGGUGGAGGCAUGGGCUAGAGAGGAAUAUGCUACCAAAUAGCACCUUAUUCCCUAAUGUAGGCCUACUUUUAAGGAAUGCACUAUAAGGAAUAGAUCAAUCAACUGGCUCACUAAAUGGGGUACCGAAAUACAUCCAAAAGAGGUCGACACGAAAUUAGACUAGGUUUAUUUCUGUUUUGACCUACUGAGUCGCAGUGCUUAGUGAACAGAUUUCAAUGUGGGCCUAGCUGUAUCGAAAACGGUUGAUGGGGAAAGUGUGUAAUCUGAUCAAUAUAUUUCCCCCCCAAUAUUAAUGAGAGAAUGGGAAUGUGCAUAAAGGUCUAACAUUCCAUGACGUGGUAUGAAGUUCUUAAUUCGUCAGUGGCUGCAAUAUUGUCCUCAGUAAACUCAACAUGAGUGAAAACAACACAGACAAGGACAAGUUUUUCGAGAUAUAAAAAAUACUGUAUGCUAUUAUGGAUGAAGAAAAGGUAGGUUAAAUGACACUAAAUAUUUGGGAAUGUAACUAAGGAAAACGUCAUUUAAGAUAACAUAGGCUAUUGCAAAACAAAUGUCUAAUUCUCUCUAUUAAGUCAAUCACCAGUUUAGCUCUGAUAUGGCUGUAGCUCUAUGAUGUCCUUUGCAAGAAUCUAAUCUGACAUUGACAUGAAAUUCCUAUGUCCUUCAGGUAGUACAGAGAGAUGAUGAUGAUCCCCCGAGGGAGGGGAGGGAGGUUGUUGAGGAAGAACCAGUGGCCCAGCUCAAGAAGGAGCCCAAGAAGACAGGAAAGGAUUGAGGAAUAAACACCCGGACAGAGGAUCUGUUAUUGAGCUCUUGGAGAAGAAUGCUCUUAAGGCUGCAUUCGGCCCAGGCAACAAAGAUGAGAUGGAGGACUGCUACCCAAUCCUCAUCUCAUUCAUGCGCAAUCUUACUGAUGAGCAAUGGCAAGUGAUCUAUAAAGGAUUUAAAAAACCUAUGACAAAGGAACAGCUUGCAAAAUUGUGCAAGACCAUUGUCAACUCCAUUACACAGACCACCCUGCAGAUCCUGCUGCCGGCCCUGGCCCGCAUUCUAGGGGUGACGGGCUUUUAUGACAACAAAUAUUUGGCGAAGGAGAUGUGUAGCUGUGGCGGCAGGGCUCUCCGACCAAGGUCUAGCACACCCUCUUCCAAGAGUUCCCAGACCUCACUGAAAGCCCACCUGGGAAUGCCAGAGGACAGUAUCAUCAGCAGUGCCCAGGAGCAACUGUCAAAAUCUGACCAAAUGGUGGCUGCAGGACAGCUUUCAGAAAUAGAUAAAGUGGUUGGAACUAUGCUGGAGAACAUUGAGAAGAUAAGCAGCGAAUUUGGCGAGGAAUUGGUCUAUCAAGAGUCACUGCGGUCUUCCUCCUCGUUGUCAUUCUCAACUGCCAAAUCACAGAAGACAGAGUGGGAAUUUGCACUCCCUGGCACUCCCAUUCCUUCUGAGUUACCCGAGAGUACUGCUCAGCCCAUUGUAAGAUGCUCAGUCAUUGACAUGAGCGAAUCUACUAAGCCAAAAACAAUGGUGUGUGAUGCCAGAACAAGCAUGUUUGCCAUAGCCGAUACCAUCAUGAAGAAGGUAUAUCCAGAGGCAGAAGGGCAGGUUACAUCUCACCCUGAUCUAACAGAUCCAAUAGCUAGACUGGAGGAGCUCAUAUCUCAGGGUAGGAUUGGUGCUCUCUCCCGUGAUCUCAGUCACCAAGUCAACCGCAUAAUUUCCGAUAGCAACUUGACCCCUCUGGGACUGACAGUGGUGGCUGGAAAGAGUGCAUCUGAUACCAUCCUUUCGAAGCUGAAGAGGAAUGACAAGGUGGGGAAGCCCACAACUUACGAGCUGGUUCAGCUGUUUGUAGAGGAGUCUGUUAAGUGCCUCCUGCUUCCUAGUUUUGUGCCCUAUUCAACUUCAAUGAGUUUGGCUCAGGGGGCCAAGGUGUUGGCUAGAGUGUCUGAAGAUAGAAUUUCAUGCUCUUCUUCUUCUUCAUCAGUAUUUAGUGACAGUCAGUCUCUUUACCAAAGUUAUGGUAAGCCAGGUCAUGUACUCUGUGGAUUCUGAUGCAGAAAGUAGAGGAUCCUCUCCAACUGAAUCUCUCCAAACAUCUGAACCCACUAUAUCUGAUGUAGGCAAUCUAUUGAGUGGCAAGUUCUCCCCUCGGCUGUCUCCUUCUGGCACCAUUAUGGCAACAAGCGAGACCUCCAAUGCAGCACAAAUCUUGAAGGCCAACAUUGAUGGAGAGGAAGUGGAUACCACCAGUCAUUCUGGUGUAGCUCAAAACAUUGUCAGGGACGAUAUGUCAACCAGCCCAGACAUGGUCAAAGAUGUCACACUUCCAACCCCAUCCUCUGAUAACUUGGGCGGUGAUGAUGACUUCACCGGCCUCAUC